GAGAGCUCAUCAUGUUCGAACAGCGACACGGGCCACGAACGCUGUCGAUUUGCAACCUCUUCGGCGUGAUAUUUCUUCUACUGAUCGUCGCUGGUAGCUACGACGUGUCAGCGGAUUUCAACUCCGAGUUUGUCAAAGGGAAAAUUUGCAUUGGAACCAAUGGCCGCCUCUCCGUUCCGUCCAACAAACAGCAUCACUACCGGAAUCUUCGAGACCGGUACACCAACUGUACUUAUGUCGACGGCAACCUGGAGAUCACGUGGCUCCAGAACGAGACAUUCGACCUCAGCUUCCUCCAGUAUAUACGGGAGGUCACCGGUUACGUGCUCAUCAGCCACGUGGACGUUAAAAAGAUCGUUCUGCCGCGAUUGCAGAUCAUACGUGGCAGGACACUUUUUAAGCUCAAUAUCCAUGACGCCGAGUUCGCCCUGUUCGUCACAAUGUGUCAGAUGCAGAACUUGGAGAUGCCGGCCCUCAGAGAUAUCCUUAACGGCAGCGUGGGCAUGUACAACAACUACAACCUGUGCCACAUCCGCACGAUCAACUGGGACGAAAUAAUCACCAGCCAGGGAGGGACGUACUUCUACGUGUACAAUUUCACGUCGCCGGAGCGAGCCUGUCCGGCGUGCGAUAAGAGCUGCGAGCAAGGCUGCUGGGGUGAGGGGCCUGAGAACUGUCAGAAGUACUCGAAGACGAACUGUUCGCCUCAGUGCUGGCAGGGCAGGUGCUUCGGGCCGAAUCCGCGCGAGUGUUGCCAUCUUUUUUGCGCCGGUGGAUGCACAGGACCGAAACAGAGCGACUGCAUCGCCUGCAAGAACUUCUUCGACGAUGGUGUNNCACGUAAGGAUUACGACGAUCGUUUCAGGUACAAUCCUACGACGUACUCGUGGGAGGCUAAUCCUGACGGGAAGUACGCGUAUGGUGCAACCUGCGUGAGAAGGUGUCCCGAGCACCUUCUGAAAGACAACGGGGCUUGCGUCAGAUCCUGCCCUCCAAAGAAGAAAGCGUUACACGGGGAAUGCGUGCCUUGCGACGGUCCGUGCCCGAAAACUUGCAAGGGAGUGGAGAAGGUGCAUUCCGGGAACAUCGACAGUUUCAAGGAUUGCACGAUCAUCGAGGGCUCGAUCACGAUCCUGGAUCAGAGCUUCCAAGGCUACCAGCACGUCUUUCCCAACUUCAGUUUCGGCAAACGAUACGAGAAGAUGCAUCCCGACAAGUUGGAAGUUUUCAGCACGUUGAAGGAGAUCACCGGAUUUUUGAACAUUCAAGGCGACCAUAAGGAUUUCAAGAACUUGUCGUACUUCCGGAACCUGGAGAUGAUUGGCGGAAGAACGUUGACAGAGUACUUCGCUUCGUUGUACAUUGUUAAAACUUCGUUGGUCUCCUUUGGACUUAGCUCUUUGAAGAAAAUUUACUCCGGCUCGGUAGCCAUUUUGGAGAACAAGAAUUUGUGCUACGCGCAGAGUAUCAAUUGGACAAGGAUCAAGAAGUCGUCGGAGCACGAGAGCUUGUUGUCGAAUAAUCGGAACGAGAGUGAAUGCAUCAAAGAUGGCUUGGUCUGCGACGAGCAGUGUUCCGACGAGGGUUGUUGGGGGCCCGGUCCGGCGCAAUGUCUAUCCUGCAAGAACUUCAUUCUGGGAAACGAUUGCCUUCAAGACUGCACUGCACCAGGUAACCGUUUCGUGUCCUAUUCCUCUAGAAUUUAUCAAGCGGACGAAAAGACCUGCAAGUUGUGCCACGAGGAGUGUGACGGUUCUUGCACAGGACCGAACGCGGAGUAUUGCACGAAAUGCAAACACGCGCGAGACGGUCCAUUCUGCGUGCCAGAGUGUCCUUCCUCGAAGUAUAACGACAACGGUCAGUGCAAAGACUGUCACGAGAACUGCGUGGGUGGCUGCGAGGGACCUGAAAACAACAUAGGCUCUAAUGGAUGCCACAGUUGCGAUAAGGCGAUCAUGAACGGCCAUGUACCUGAAGGAUGUCUGCAAAAAAGGGAAUCCUGUCCCGACGGCCACUACUACGAAUGGGUGAGUCCUCAAGAGCAAGGAGCGCUGAAGCCUCUGGCAGGAAAGGCAGUUUGUCGCAAGUGUCACCCCCGUUGCAAGAAAUGCACGGGAUACGGUUUCCACGAGCAUGUGUGCCAAGAGUGUACGAAGUACAAGAAGGGCGAACAAUGCGAAGACGAGUGUCCCGCGGAUAAUUUCGCGGACGCUGAUACUCAGCUUUGCAUACCGUGCUUCAGCGAGUGUCGAGGGUGCUCCGGACCGGGCCCGAAUCAAUGUUACAAAUGUCGGAACUUCAAGAUCUACAUUGUACAUAUAGACGGAAACACCACAGCCUUCAACUGCACAGAGAUAUGUCCUCCUGAAUACCCGCACAAGAUCUUCCCUCCGGACAACGAACCGUACUGUUCCCUGAAAACUGUCGCUCCUGGACCGAUAAAAAACGAACUUCAGCCAGCCAUCUUAGCGGGUGUUGCAGUAUUCGCUUUAGCUUUUCUCGUGGUAGCAGCUGUGAUCAUGUACUUCUGGCGAGUGAGAGCAAAGGCUAAGGAGAACACUGUGAAGAUGACAAUGGCGCUGACUGGUUUGGACGACAACGAACCUCUUCGGCCGACGGGAGUGAAGCCAAAUCUAGCGAAAUUACGGAUCAUCAAGGAAGAGGAGAUGAGAAAAGGUGGAAUUCUAGGGUACGGCGCAUUCGGAAACGUCUACAAGGGUGUCUGGGUGCCGGAAGGGGAGAAUGUAAAGAUACCAGUGGCCAUAAAGGUGCUUCACGAUGGGACAGGAGCAAACACCUCGAAGGAAUUUCUCGACGAGGCGUACAUCAUGGCCAGCGUGGAACAUCCGAACUUGCUUCAGUUGCUGGCUGUUUGCAUGACGUCUCAGAUGAUGCUCGUGACCCAACUGAUGCCUUUAGGCUGUCUACUCGAUUUUGUACGUAGAUAUAAAGAUAAAAUUGGUUCGAAGGCUCUGUUGAAUUGGUGCACACAAAUCGCCAGAGGGAUGGCCUAUCUGGAGGAGAGAAGGUUGGUUCAUCGUGAUCUCGCAGCUCGAAACGUUCUCGUGCAAACGCCUAACUGCGUCAAGAUCACCGACUUUGGUUUAGCUAAGCUCUUGGACAUCAACGAGGAACAGUACAAAGCUGCCGGUGGCAAAAUGCCCAUCAAAUGGCUGGCUCUAGAGUGCAUUCAGCAUCGAGUGUUCACUCAUAAGUCAGACGUCUGGGCCUUCGGUGUUACUAUCUGGGAGGUCCUCACCUAUGGCGGCAGACCGUAUGAGAAUGUUCCUGCUCGAAACGUGCCAGAAUUGUUGGAGAAAGGUGAAAGACUGCCUCAACCGGCAAUCUGUACUAUCGACGUGUAUAUGAUCAUGAUCAAGUGUUGGAUGUUGGACGCAGAGUCGAGGCCGAGCUUUAAGGAGCUGGCCGAAGACUUCGCGAAGAUGUCUAGAGAUCCUGGCCGAUAUCUUGCUAUCAAGGGCGACAAAUACAUGAGGCUACCUUCGUAUACACUGCAGGACGAAAAGGAGAUGAUACGGAAUCUUGCAUCCGCCAUGGACGGUCCCGAGGCUUUGGUAGACGCUGACGAGUAUCUUCAGCCGAAAUCCAGAGCCCCGAUUCCACCAGGACUUUCAGCAUCCAGUACUUCCGGUUCACCUCCAAACACGCCCGUGAAAGCUUGCUGGCCAAACGGAAAACCGCUGGCUGCUGACUCUCCUACCCCUCAGAAUCAGCAAAACUGGGACAGGGAGUUGUUGAGGUACGGCGCGAAUCACAGAAACGGGAAUGCUUCACACGAGCCAGGAAAUUCCGGUCAACAUCCGCAUUACGCACCACCGAAUGGUCAUUGCGGACACGUCGUAGGAUCGGACAAUUCCAGUUCGAGAUACUGCUCGGAUCCAUUAAAGAUGAUCGGCGUCAGAGAUUGCGAUGUGACAGACGAUUGUUUCGACGGCGAAGUGAACUCCGCGCAUCAGCAGGCUCAAGUAGGUAACCUGAAGCUCGAUUUGCCAUUAGACGAGGACGAUUAUUUGAUGCCAUCGCCUCAAUUGCCAACGAACACGACGCAGUACAUGGAUCUCAUAGGCGACUCGAAACCUACGGAAAUGGAACCAAAGCGAGUGAACAACGGUUACCGGAAGUACCCCGAGUUCCUGACGAUCCAAGGGAAAACAUCGCUGGACAAUCCCGAGUACAUAAUGUCACAGGACGAGGGGCCGUUAACACCGCAAACUUUAGGUAUUCCAACGCCCGAUCUGGAGAAGGUAUUAACGAACGGUACGUUCGGGUCUCAGGUGAGACAAAGGAGCUCCGAGGAGGAAUCUGAUCACGAGUACUACAACGAUUUCGACCGACUGGAACGGGAAUUGCAACCGCUGAAACCCCUUAGGAAGAACGAAACGACCGUGUGAUUUCGAAUAUUCCUUGAACGACGUUCAAUCAAAGGACUGUUCUCAUUGUCGUUCCAAUCCGGAACUGUAAAACGCCGGUGUCGUUCGAUACGCACCUGUUAAGCGGAACGGGUGAAAGCACGAGCAUGAAAUUGGAAUAAACGCGAACGACAAUCGGCGUCCUCGGGUAUAGAGAUACUCGAGGAAUACUUCACAGUGUACUUAGAAAGGACACUUCGCUGAAAAGUGCCGUGUUUGAUUGUGAUUAGACGUAAGACGCGUGAAACUGUGCUAAUUUCGCAAGCGGAAUCGACUGGUCGCGGCGACGAAGGUGGAGAAACUUCGUUGCGCGCACGCGCGCGCGCGUACGACGAACAAGUAGU
Messenger RNA from Habropoda laboriosa, 4774 nucleotides. RefSeq names its product epidermal growth factor receptor (gene Egfr). Lineage: Eukaryota; Metazoa; Arthropoda; Insecta; Hymenoptera; Apidae. The coding region runs from base 12 to 4412 and encodes 1466 amino acids. Gene Ontology annotation, molecular function: transmembrane receptor protein tyrosine kinase activity; ATP binding. Gene Ontology annotation, biological process: cell surface receptor protein tyrosine kinase signaling pathway; positive regulation of kinase activity; positive regulation of cell population proliferation. The record is from RefSeq and is a predicted model, not a curated record. Gene Ontology annotation, cellular component: signaling receptor complex; basal plasma membrane. The transcript is spliced from 11 exons.